This is a messenger RNA of Nanorana parkeri, 3240 nucleotides long. It is a transcript of the gene NAA25, whose product is annotated as N(alpha)-acetyltransferase 25, NatB auxiliary subunit. The record is from RefSeq and is a predicted model, not a curated record. Bases 37 to 2817 code for a protein of 926 amino acids. The transcript has 24 exons. Gene Ontology annotation, cellular component: cytoplasm; NatB complex. Gene Ontology annotation, biological process: N-terminal peptidyl-methionine acetylation. Gene Ontology annotation, molecular function: protein binding; protein-N-terminal amino-acid acetyltransferase activity. Lineage: Eukaryota; Metazoa; Chordata; Amphibia; Anura; Dicroglossidae.
GCCGCGCAUGCGUACUCCGCUUCUGCGCUUGUCAUCAUGGCGGCGCGGGGCCAUGUGCAGGACCCUAACGAUAGGAGGCUCCGACCUAUCUAUGAUUACCUGGAUAAUGGGAACAACAAGAUGGCAAUUCAGCAAGCUGAGAAGCUGCUGAAAAAACAUAAAGACCUGCACUGUGCCAAGGUUCUCAAAGCAAUUGGUUUACAGCGAACUGGGAAGCAAGAUGAAGCGUUUGUGCUGGCCCAAGAGGUAACAGCUCUGGAGCCCACGGACGACAACUCUUUGCAGGCACUCACCAUCUUGUACAGGGAAAUGCACAGGCCGGAAUUGGUGACUAAACUCUAUGAGGCAGCGGUGAGAAAGGUCCCCACCAGUGAAGAGUAUCACUCUCAUCUCUUCAUGGCUUACGCCAGAGUAGGGGAAUACAAGAAAAUGCAGCAGGCUGGAAUGGCACUUUAUAAAAUUGUUCCAAAAAACCCCUAUUAUUUCUGGUCUGUGAUGAGCCUGAUCAUGCAGUCUAUUUCAGCUCGGGAUGAAAAAUUGUCUAAAACAAUGUUUUUGCCUCUGGCUGAAAGAAUGGUUGAGAAGAUGGUAAAGGAAGACAAAAUAGAAGCAGAGGCUGAGGUUGAACUGUACUACAUGAUUUUAGAGCGUUUGGGGAAAUAUGAAGAGGCAUUGGAAGUUAUCAGGGGCAAACUUGGAGAGAAGUUGACCAGUGAACUGCAGAGCCGUGAAAACAAAUGUAUGGCCAUGUACAAGAAGCUGAGAAAGUGGCCCGAAUGUAAUUCUCUCUCGAAGAGGCUGCUUUUGCAAAACCCAGAUGACUGGCAGUUCUAUCUUUCUUACUUUGACUCAGUGCAGUACCUUGUUGAUGAUUCAUGGACUCCUCCAGUAGAGAGCCCAAUGUCAGCGGAAGGAGACUUGGAUCACACCUUAGAGCAGGCGGUCAGGUUUGUGGAAGGUCAGAUAGAGGGAGAUUCUAAUAAUCCACGGCCACUCAGAGGACCACAUCUAGCCAAGCUUGAACUGAUUCAACGUCUAAGAAGCAGAGGGUGUAACGAUGAGUACAAGCUGGGAGAGCCUGAAGAUCUGAUGUUCCAGUAUUUCCUUAAGUUUGGAGACAAACCUUGCUGCUUUACCGAUCUUAAAGUUUUUGUGGAUCUUCUCAGUCCAGCUCAACGUUCAAGUUUGAUAAACAGACUGCUGGGCUCGUUACCUCUGACCCCUUCAGCAGAAGGAGAUCUUGCACUGCCAGAGGACAUCAAGGCCAUGCAGAGGCACCUAUGUGUGAUUCAACUUAGCAGACUACUAGGACUCCAGGAAAAGAUGGACAGAGCACAGAAGCAGGAAGCAGUUGGAGAAAUCAUCGUAAGAUACAGACAUGGACUGCAGUUUGGAAAAUCUUGUCUGAAAACAGAGCUGCAAUUCUCUGAUUACUACUGUCUCAUAGGAGCCCACUUGCUUCUAGAUUUGUGGCUUAGUGGCGAGGACUGGGCAGUUUGGCAUGCUCUAACUUUAUUAGAAGAAGGAUUAAAUUAUCUGCUGACUCGUUUUGCGGGACCGCUGGGUCACUAUAAUUCUGCAUCCCAAGCCUGCAAUGCCGCACUUAGGUUUUUCCACUCCAACCAGAAAGAUACCUCAGAAUAUAUUAUACAAGCUUACAAAUAUGGAGCCUUUGAGAAAAUCCCAGAAUUUAUUGAAUUUAGAAACCGGCUGAACAAUUCUCUGCAUUUCGCACAAGUUCGCACAGAACGAAUGUUACUGGACCUUUUACUUGAAGCAAAUAUUUCCAGCACCUUGGAAGACAGCAUCAAGUCAAUGUGUCUGAUUCCAGAGGAAGAUGACAUUCCAUGGAAGGACUUACGAGAUAACCGGGAUCUAACAGUUCUUUUCAACUGGGAUGCAAAAAUCGAAGACCAUACAGAAGACGACAGCCAGCUCUCAUUAGAAGAAGAACGUAUCUGGCUGCUUAUCCGAUCCCUGACCUUAAGACUAAUUAGUGGUCUGACCACUCUCAACCACACUGAGCCCAAGAAUUCUGAAAAGGCUACUGAGAAUGGGGUGUCCUCCAAGAUUGAUACAGUCCGCACCUUGUUACAGCAGUUUGAGGAGGCAGUGGAUUCUGGGAAACGGUUUAGUGAGAAGAAUAUCAAGUAUCAUUUCCUUGGACCUCCAGCCUCUCGGCUCAGUGGAUUCUUAAGCAGUGGCUGCUGUCAGUGUCAGAAGGAGACGUUCCAGUUGGUGAAUGAUAUUUAUCAGCUUGAUUCAUGUGGCAUAGAUGAUAGUUGCGAUAUCCAAGAAAAAAUUGGGAACAGAUUAAACUCUUCUUUAGGCAAUUUAAAAGAUCUUUUCAGCCAGUGUAAAGGAGAUCUUCUGUUUUACCGAGAAGGACACUGCAAGACCUCACCUCGUGUUAUUGAGAACUUGGCCUUCUUUGUGGAGGCUAUAUCUAUUGUUCUCUGGGUAUCGGGAUAUUUUGCUGCUGUUCUUAGGCCGUUCAAGUCAAAUCUUCAGAAGAAGAAAAAAAAGAAAAAGGAAAGUAGUACUAUGCCUCCUGUGUUCACUGGUUUCCAGUACUACAUCAUUGGUCUGCAAACGUUGCUAACAGACAUGAAUGACUACAUAAAGGAGUUGGAGGCCUCUUUGGUUGCACUGAAACUUGAAGAUCUCUCCCUAGAAAAUGUAACACUCAGUGAGGAAGAAAAGAAGUUUACAAAACUGUCUAUUGACAAGGUUCAGAACAGCUACCUGCACUCUUUGCAAGAGGUUGGGGACCUCAUGAGGAAAAAAUUUGAAACCAUUAAGAAACUCAAACUCUAGAAUGUGAAUAGGAACUGUAUGGCUACAGCUACGUUGAUGGGCUCCUGGCAGACAUCUUAAUCCAGAACUUCCCAAGAGGAUGCAUGAAUGACUUAAAAACUGAUUUUUCUCUUUUUUUUUUUUUUUUUUUUUUUUUUUUUUUUUUCCUCCUCUGUUUUUUUCAAAGGUGUUGAGAAUGGAAUUUAUACCGCUGAUUUAAAUUAUUGUACAUAAACUAAAAGCAGGAGCCGCAGCCUGCAAUAGACCACUUUUUAUACACGUCCAUGAACUUGCAGCAGCAAUGUUUUCAUGCCUUUUUUUUGACCUUCAUGCAACCUUGGAAACUCUGUACCCGCAGCAAUAGAAAUUGGCUUACAACCAGCAGCUUUUCUUUUUCCUUGCCAUUUAGGUGAAUUUUAUUUAUGUUUUUGUUUUGGCUCAUUA